Messenger RNA from Lactuca saligna, 1548 nucleotides. The record is from the annotation of a GenBank genome assembly. NCBI's taxonomy places the organism in Eukaryota, Viridiplantae, Streptophyta, Magnoliopsida, Asterales, Asteraceae.
CCAUAUUUCAUUGUCCAAGAGAUACUUUGUCCAACCUCAAAUAUCCCACACCCCCACUUGCAAAUAUAUAUAUGCAUACAUAUACAUGUAUACAUAUUACACUUUAUGGUUAAGUGGCAAGAUUCUUUAAAGAUAUAAAGGCAUACCUUCCACGAUGCUUGGUUUGUAUUGCAGAGGGUCUAUAACUUGAUGAUAAGGAACUUUUGAUUAGAAAUUGAAUAGCAGUGAGAAAUGAGUGUUCCUCAAACUCCAAGCAUCAACUAUCAUCCAUACUCCCAUGCACUUCAAAUUAGGGUUUAUCAAGCUUUUAUAUUCUCCAUCCCAAUCCUCUUCUCCAUCAUACUAUUCCUUUUGUUCUACUUGUUCUACCUUAAAAGAAGGGCUUAUGCACUCUCUUCUUCUCCACCAACACUUCCACCUUCUACUUUCAAUUAUGCUACUUCUUUUAUCCCCAUGACUUAUGCGGGAUUGAAAGGAGAUCUCAAGGAUAAGCUGCCAAAGGUUCUCUUUGAUGAAGAUUUAAAAGCAAAGGAUUCUGUAUGUUGUGUUUGUCUUGGUGAAUUUGAAAUGAAUGAAGAGUUGAUUCAAGUGCCUUCAUGCAAACACGUGUUCCACAAGGACUGUAUUCACCAUUGGCUUCAAUCCAAUUCCACUUGUCCACUCUGUAGAUGUUGUGUCUUCUUAGCUGUGGGGCCUAUCUCGCGACCUGUACGAUCGCAAUUUCAGCCGAACAUCGAUGAGCCCAAUUUCAGUGGUGAAGGCCCAGCAACUGAAGGUGUAACAUCCGCAGCAGAAAGCACUAGCACGGCAAUUGCAGCUAGUAGCAGUGUUAGCGACUGUUCAAGAGUCACCUCCACCUCUAAUGACAUCAACCAUGUUGUAUCUAGUGGACUUUCUGUUGUCAUACAUGUUGAAGCCCAGUAAGACAUUAAAAUACGUUAUUCAACUCAUUGUAUUUUUUGUGUAGUGUAUGAGUUGGUUGUACUUUUUCCAUAACCAUGCAAUCGAUGUUGAUGUUGAUGCAAUUGGGAUAUGUAUGGUAGAACCAAAUAUAAUGAGAAUUAUCUUUAUGGAAAGAUGUCGAUGACAUCGAAUUAAAAGGGUCCAACCAUUUAAGUUUGUAAUAAUCUUAUAUAUGGAUUACUUGUUGUGAGGAACUGAAUUUGUAGUGGGAAUUGCAAGAUGAAACCAAAUAAAGGGAGAUUAUCAACGAAUAGGAUCAACUAUUUCCUUCAUUGUGUAUGUUGUGAUUGAUUUAUUUCAGGAACCGAUGUCGUCAAAAUCUGAUGCACCUUUUUGAGAUGCAAAGAGCAAGUUACUAGAAAAAAGGGCACAACAUUCAAAACGUGUAAUAGCGAUGUCAAGUUUCCGUAUUCACACAUGCUUGUGUUUUCACUAGAGUUACAAUGUUUAGGAAAAUAUCGAAUUAUCAUGUUUACGAAAAUUUCAUUUCUGCUUGCCCUUUGUAUGUUGGUUUAAUGCGAAUUUGGUGGGUGUAUAAAAGUAAUUAUGUUGUGCAUAUAUUUAUUUGCAAGUUAUUCUUUCCGG